Molecule: messenger RNA, 1802 nt
Organism: Polistes dominula (European paper wasp)
Lineage: Eukaryota; Metazoa; Arthropoda; Insecta; Hymenoptera; Vespidae
Source: RefSeq, a predicted model, not a curated record
CAGGUUCGCCUUAUGAAAAUGGAAAGUACCACGAUACCAUGAACGAACUUGAAGAAAAUGUUCCAAACGUUAUAGACGGUGAUAAACGUUCGGUACUCGAAUCUAAAGACAUGCACGAAUCAUUCGUAGAACCAAUGGAUAGAAUCGAUGAUUUUGACGAUGAUGUUAAAAUUCGAUUAGGAAGAGGUUUGAAAACUAUCGAUGAUAAUUAUUUCAAAAAUAAUACUAUCAACAAUUAUACAAAUCAAAUUCAAUCAAUUGACGAAGAACACUUUACUACAACUAUGAAAACUAUCAACAUUUCUACGAAAUAUGAAAUAAUUCUUCAUUCAUCGUCAGCAUCAUCUUCAUCGUCAUUGGAUAAUUCAAACACAAUGAGAAAGAAGGAGACGGAAAAUGAGGAUACUCAUAGAAAGAAGCUAGCAAUGUUCUUGACAGCUGACAACAUGGAAGAUGAAUCUCAAAUGGAUUUGGCUCUUCAUGGAGAAUUGGCUGGAAAAAUCGUUGAAAAUAUUUUUGAACAAGUGCAAAGGAACGAGGCCCUUAAAGUUGCACUUGGUCCGGGACUUUCUAAAAAGAAUCAACAUCAGGAUGAAAUUGUUACUGAUAAGAUUUAUCAUCAUCGUGACCUCGAUGAAAAUUAUAUAAAACAUACCGAGAAGACGAUGAAGAAAAUUAUGGAACUUCUUGGUCGAUUAGUUUUGGACGAGGUCCAAAGUAAAACUUGUGCAACAUUGCCACCUGACAUGCAACAAUUCUUAGAAUGGAUCUUACAAAUUAAUGGAGAUAAAGAUUUACAUAUACAAACAUCAUCAUUAUUACCAUUAACGACACACGAACAAGAAACAACUGAACAUCCUGUAGACGAUGAUAAAAUCAUUUCUACUAAAAUCCCUGAUGAAGAUAUUGAUAAAGAUUUGAACGAAUUUCAGAAGAAGAUUCGAAUAUUGAAGAAUCUUAUAAACGAGUACAACGCUUUAUCUGCUAAAGAAAAGAUAAAAGUUCAGACUGUUCACGAUUAUCUGAUGAGACAAUUGAAUUUACUUUUAAAUUACAUUAAAAUAAAAGAAAAAUCGAAUAAAAAUGCAACGAGUUUAGUUUCAAGGACAGCAGGUGUACACGGACAUAAUUCAGGAUUUAUUGUUCGUUAUCAAGGUGAAUCACCAAAAUUAAAAUUCGAUAAUAAUCUGACGUUAAUAAAAGAUCCAAACGUAUCGGAAUAUUGGAAAUUAAACAAUACAAGUUUUUCAUUGGACAUUGAAAGAAACAAACGUAAUAGACCAAUACGAAGUUAUUACGAUAAUUAUGUUAAAAGUAAAAAGAAACGAAAGAAACGUAAGAAACGUCAAAGAAAACGUCGUCGUAGACGAAACGAAAUAAAUGAUGAUAAACGACGAGAUGAUACGCCGGAAUAUCGAAAACUUGCACGUCGUGCUGCUGCCAUGAUAAGAGAAAAACGUGACGAUAAUUUGGAUGACGAAUGGAAUCAAUUUGAUUUUAAAUACGAACAACCAAAGAUAUAUAAAUCGUUGAAUAUUAUCAACGAACCAAUUGAAAAAAUAAGAAACGAACGUUCGAUCGAUCUACAAUCAAAGAAAAAAAAAAGAACAACUUUAGAAACGAAUAACAUUACCAUAACGAAUUUUGUUAACAAUCAUUUUGAUGAUUUACCUGUGAAAGGUAAAAAUCUUGCCGAGGAUGAAAUGAUAUUACUUAAUAAACGUGAAGCUUGGAAAAAGGAAAACGAAAGGCAACUAGAAGAAGUUGCAUUUGGUAAAAAGCUUUGUUUCGUUCUUGGAUAA